AUGAUCGUCAUCUCCUGGAAUGGUCGGGGUUUGAGCAACCCGAGAGCAGUCCGUCAGCUUCGUUUGCUCAUUUCUCAAACUUCGCCUGAUGUAAUUUUUAUUAUGGAGUCUAAGCUUAGUGUUGGUUCAAUUACUAAAUUUCGUAAUAUUUUAAAAUUCCCUAAUGGUGUAGAAGUCCCUAGAGUAGGUCUUAGUGGUGGUCUUCUUUUUCUUUGGAAAUCUGAUGUAAAUGUAACUAUUCUUAAUUAUGGUAAAAACUUUGUUGAUUGUUAUAUGUCGCUCUCUGAUGGCCCUUCUUGGCACUUCUCUGGCUUUUAUGGUGAUCCUUGUGUCUCUCAAAGGAACCUUACUUGGCAAUUAUUAACAAAGCUCAAGGAUACUGCCCCCUUAUUGCCAUGGCUUGUACUGGGUGACUUUAAUGAAACCAUUUCUCACUCAGAUAAAUUUGGUGGUCCUAUGAAACCUGAAGUGGAAAUAGAUGCCUUUCGUAAGGCUGUGGAUCUCUGUGGUCUACAAGAAUUAAACUUUGAGGGUGAAAGAUUAACCUGGCACAACAAAAACACACGUGGUGUUAAUGUGAAAGAGCAUUUGGACUAUGGCUUUGUCAACUCUGCCAGGAUCGAUAAUUUUUCCUCGCCUGUUCUUUCUCACUUGGAUUUUUUUCAAUCUGAUCAUAGAGCUUUGAAGGCAACAAUCUCACUUACUUUGGACAACCCUCCACCAAAGUUUAAAUCUCGGUUUAGAUUUGAAAAACUAUGGUUGCAGGAAGAUGCUUGUUCAUCUAUUAUUGCUGCAAAUUGUAUUCAAACUGGCUCAGAACCUGCAUUGCAAAUCUUGGAUAAUUUCCAAUCCUGUGCAACUAAGUUACAAGCAUGGCAUCGAUCAAAAUUUGGAGACUUGCCUAAAAAAAUCAGACUCUCCCAAGAAAAAGUGACAGCGUUAAACAAUUCUUUAGAUACAUCUACUACUCACUUUGAUGACCUGAAACAAAGUGAAAAUGUGUUGGACGAUCUUCUGUCUCAAGAAGAAGCCUACUGGCAGCAACGUUCUCGUUCCUCUUGGCUGAAAUCGGGUGACUCUAACACUCGAUAUUUUCAUCAAAAAGCGACCACAAGGAGGAAUACAAAUAAUAUCAAAUCCCUCACAGAUGAUAAUGGUAUUGUGCACACUUCUCACUCUGGUUUGUGUGGUGUCAUUGAGAGUUAUUUUCAAAAUAUAUUCACUACUGAUGGUGUUGAUCGAGAAGCAGUUCACAGAGUUAUUUCCACUAUUCCUUGCUCUAUAACAGCUGAGAUGAAUGCUGAUUUAAGCAAACCUUUUUCUGCUACUGAAGUUUACAAUGCUCUCACAUCAAUGGUGGAUGAUAACAGUCCUGGUUUGGACGGUAUGUCUGUGAUGUUUUAUACUAACUAUUGGCACAUAGUUGGGAACUUGGUUACUGCAGCAGUGUUAAAAGUGCUUAAUGAGGGUGCGAGUCCUGCUAGCUUUAAUCAAACUCUUAUUACACUGAUUCCGAAAGUUAAAAAGCCUUCUACCAUGUCGCAGUUGAGACCUAUCAGUCUUUGCAAUGUGUUAUACAAGCUGGUUUCGAAAUCAAUUGUGCUUCGUUUGAAGCCUUUCCUAUCCUUAGUCAUAUUAGAAUCUCAAAGUGCUUUUCUUGAAUCUCAGCUUAUCACUGAUAAUGUUCUGAUUGCUUUUGAGUUAUUACAUUCUCUAAAGCAUUUAAAGAGAGGGAAACAAGGAUAUGCAGCUAUUAAACUCGAUAUGAGUAAGGCGUUUGACAGAGUUGAAUGGCACUUUUUGCAAAGUAUGUUGACGGCUAUUGUAAAGCCCGCUUAG
Cannabis sativa is the source of this 1839-nucleotide messenger RNA. RefSeq lists its product as uncharacterized. The record is from RefSeq and is a predicted model, not a curated record. Gene Ontology annotation, molecular function: catalytic activity. The transcript has a single exon. Lineage: Eukaryota; Viridiplantae; Streptophyta; Magnoliopsida; Rosales; Cannabaceae. Bases 1 to 1839 code for a protein of 612 amino acids.